Molecule: messenger RNA, 1893 nt
Organism: Necator americanus (New World hookworm)
Lineage: Eukaryota; Metazoa; Nematoda; Chromadorea; Rhabditida; Ancylostomatidae
Exons: 12
Coding region: 1-1893 (630 amino acids)
Biological process (GO): negative regulation of transcription by RNA polymerase II; entrainment of circadian clock by photoperiod; circadian regulation of gene expression
Cellular component (GO): nucleus; cytoplasm
Molecular function (GO): transcription corepressor binding; transcription cis-regulatory region binding
Source: RefSeq, a predicted model, not a curated record
AUGUCGAAUUCUCCUCGUUCGCACGGUCUUCACUUGAGUUUUGCGCAACCUGCACGAGCGGCAUGGUCUCUCCAGCUGUCGCCACUGCCGAUGACAUCCUCGGCUCCGGAUCAAGCGCAACAAUCAGGGACAUCUACGCCGAACCUAGGAAAUAAUAUUCAACUAGUCCGACGAGCCUCACGUGUAGAAGGUUCCUCACUGUCACCACCGCAUACCUGGUCCGAAUCCACCGAACACGAUGAAGAUACCGCUGAGAGCCGACAUUUGUUCACGGUCGUUGUUACCUUGCCUGAGGGUCACAUCUUGGAUUCGAGGGUCAUCUCAGAAAGUGUAUCAGCUGAGAUGCUCCAACCUGGAAACCGUUUCUUCUCAUGUCUCGUAGGGAAAGGUCAAUCCAUUCUCCUCUCAGCUGCUGCUACCUCUAUACGACAACGAAUAUUCGCCCGGAUCAACUGCGGACUGGUGAACCACGCUUGCGAGCUGUUGUGCGAGUUCGAGUCCAAGCGAGCACGGGUCACCGCUCUGGCGUUGAGGGCUGCCUACGGUCCAAGCACACCUUUUCACAGUCUCACCUUCACCACAAAGCAUGCAGCCAGUUGCGCUUUGACGCACAUCGACUAUACAUCGAUCCCAUACCUUGGCCAUUUGCCGACUGACUUAAUAGGCAGAUCCAUUCUGGCCUUCGUUUACGCUCCGGACGUGCACGUGAUUCGACAAGCUCAUGUCGACUUGCACAAUUCGAAGGGACGAGUGGUGAAAAGUGUGGCACCACUACGUUUCGUCGCCUACAAUGGAGCGCUACUGCGAGCGGACACUGAAUGGUCCGCCUAUGUGAACCCAUGGACAAAGAAGAUCGACAUGGUUGUAGCACGACAUCGUAUCUUGGACGCACCGAUUGGAGAUGCAAACGUUCUGGAUUCACCGGCCAAUGGACAAACUCUUCACGUCCUUCCACCUGCGAUGGCAAAGACAUUUGAGGAUGAGCUCAGAGCGUUGAUGAACAAGCCUGUUUCGUCGACAUCCUGUCGCGGUACUGCUGGUGCCAGCAACGGCGACCCUGGUGUCGCUACGGGUGGACUGAUGUACGAUUCGAGCGCACUACGAGCAGAUGGUCGGCCAGCGGACCUAGGCGCAUACAUCGAUCGGCUGGUCGAAACAUUGGUGGUAAAUAGUGCAAGUGGUCAACAACAAGUCAAGAGUGUGCAAGCGCCACUGACUACUGUACCGGUAAAGGACGAGUUGCCUGAACUCCCUCUCUCAUACAACCAGAUCAACUGUCUUGAAAAUGUCCACCGCUUGCUCAAAUCUCAAUCUCGACCGGAUACUCCGCAUAAGUGCGAACGAGAGGAUGCAGUGUCACCUACGGUGGCAUCAAUGCCGUUGACCAGAGAAGUUCUGCAAGCGCACACAAAACGAUGGGAGGAGCAGUACCGAGACACAUGGCAUCGACGACUGAAGCGAAUGUCUGCAGAAGUACUUCCAGGCGCUCCCGCUCAUAAGCAUAUGCGUCCCGCCUCCAGUUGUACACCGCCUGCACAUUGGUCGGCCUCACGCCGCGAGGAGUUCUACCGUAGCCUGGUUCCAAAUCCACCACCGCCGCCAGGAAUGAAUUUUCAGAUCACAACGAUCCCUCUACCUCCAAUCGAGGAAAAAAGCACUCCACCCACAUCUACAACUGAUCGCUCAAGUGCAUUCACUGCGGUCCAACCGAAAGUGAUUCCGAUGCGAGACUUGCCACCUCCGAUCGUCCUCUCCAUCCAGGACCAUCCAAGCGUCAUUCAAACUCCAUCCGAACCUUUGGUGGUGCCGCGCCUGCAAUGGGCGUAUGGCGCUGAGCGACUGGCGCUGAAACAUCACUCAGAAGCACUUCGCAUGGUGCCCGAAAGUGCAUAG